AUGCCCUUUCUUGUUUUAAAAUGGUUUUUUUUCUUGUUGUUGUUGCUGUAUAUAUUUUUGGCCUUACUCUUUAGCCAAGUUUCACCUCUUGUCUUGUGCGCUAUGUGUUUUCUUGUUUUCGUCACUUGUGUGAGUUGUUAAUUUGAGGUGGAUCACUUUACACCUCAGCCCCCAUAAUAUUGUCCAAAUGUCACUAAAAUCCUUGUUUCCCCUUUUGAGACAUUUUUAUUUUUUUCUUACAUGUAGAGUGUGAAGUGGAUAGAAAUGUGUGAAAGAAGUUGGUCAAAUACAGAACUUGUUAAAACUUUGUAUUAUUACAUAGACAUUAAAGACUGUACCUCCUCAACACCAAUACUUAAAGUAGGACUUCGUGAGCCACUUAACACAGCUUGCUGUUGACACAGUAAGAUGGCAAGGCUGUGGCAUUUCAUGCUCCUGUGCUGGGCAUGGAGUCCUCUGUGUCAGCCAUCCAGUUUGCGCUUCAUUGGUACCCCACAGGAGUGUGAAAAGGCUCACUUUGUCCCUGGUUACAAUCUGGGUGGAGAAGGCCUUGACAUCGUCACAAUGGAGCGGAAAGGUGCCUAUGUCAUCGACACUGAAACAUGGAAUCUUGGUAAUAACACUUGCCGGCUCUACAAAAACAGCUACAUGAAGGGUGACAAGCAGAAGAUCCCAGUUUCUGUGGUGGACUGGAGACCCCUCCCAAAGUGCAAUUUAAAGGUCUCCAGUACAGUCUAUGAUUCUGUCGAAACGCUUGUUAAUGACUCCACAUCAUCGGUGUCCAAUGAUUGGAAAAUUGGCCUUGAAAUCCCUGUAGACCCUUCUGUCACUGUUGGCGUUGGCUUAGGAGGUUCCCACUCCAAAGACGCUACUUUUGGCAUGCAAAAGUCAAAACAAGACCGCUACACCUUCUUUCGCCAUUCUGUCUUCUGUAGCUUCUACCGCUACAGACUGGCAACAAACCCUCCACUGAGUCAUGAGUUUGAAUCAGCAGUGAACUCUCUUCCUUCGUAUUCAAGUAAAACAGCGCUCUCAUAUCGCAAUCUGAUCGACACAUAUGGUACACAUUACAUCACACAAGUGUCUCUGGGAGGAGAAAUAAAAGCAAUCACUUCUGUCAGGACCUGUGAGGCAACCAUGAGUGGACUGUCUGCAACAGAAGUCAGUGACUGUUUGUCUGUCGAGGCCUCUGCUAGCUUUGCAAAAACAGCCAGCAUUAAUGCCAUGUACGAACACUGUCAGGCAAAGAAGAAGAAGUUAAACUCUCACCAAAGUUUCAGCAGCACAUUUAAUGAGCGUAUUACAGAGGUCACUGGUGGAAACAUCAACGGCGCUGAUAUUCUUUUUGAAGCACAAUCAAACCCCUCCAUCUAUUACAGCUGGCUCGAGUCACUGAAGAACACACCUGAUGUGGUCCGAUACAACUUAAAGCCCAUCCACAUGAUUCUGCCAAGUGGUCAUCCUGCCAGGGCCGGACUGAAGCAAGAGGUGGAGAAGUACAUCAUGAAAAAUGCGGUGUUGAAAAAAUGCUCAGAAACCUGUAAGAUUGGACACAGAUCCAGCAAAAGGGAUCCUUGUGCUUGUGUUUGUGACGGUUCUCAGAAUAUCAAGUCAAACUGUUGUCCUGCUGGGAAAGGUCUUGCAACGUUAAAGGUCUUUAAGCUCUAUGCACAGGGUCUGUAUGGUGACAAGUGGACUCAGACAGAUGGUUCAGUUGAGGUCAGAUAUGGUGAUCAGAUAAAGCGCACUGUUAUCAUAAGUAACAAUGACAAUCCUAGAUGGCGGGAGGUAUUUGAAUUUGGGCCUAUAACCAUCAACAUGAAAAACAAACUUACGUUCAGGGUUUAUGAUGAGGAUACUUACUGGAACAGUGAUCUACUUGGCAAGUGUUCAUUUGAUCUGCGUAGUGGGAAGGUGACAGACAGCUGCAUGUUAAAUCAUGGAACCUUCUUCUUUUCGUACAUAGUCGAGUGUGCACCAAGUCUCAGUGGUGACCAAUGUCAGGAGUACAUACCAUCCCCCAUGAGUCCCUCUCUGGCCAAGAUCUUCUAUACCAGAAAUGGUGUCCUUGUUGGAGAGGUGGAGAAGCAGUAUGAUAAAUCAAUCAGUCAGUCAGGUGAAGGUGAGCUGUUGAAAUGAGAUGGCAUGGUGAAAGAAUAAGGAUUUGAUUUGAAGAUAAUCUCACAUGUAGUUAAUAGCAUCUUUUGCACUGUUGCUCUCAUCUUUCUUUGUUUUUUCUGUUUGCAGAAAAUAAUUACAUAUGUUGUCAAUUUCUCAAAUUGAAUCCAAAAUGUUUUGUGAGAAAUUGUGUUUGAUACUCUCCCUUUUCUUCUGCUUCUUUCUUGUUAGUUAAUCUGCCAAUAAAGCAUCAACAAAGACAA
Messenger RNA from Larimichthys crocea (large yellow croaker), 2381 nucleotides. RefSeq names its product perforin-1. Gene Ontology annotation, biological process: defense response to virus; immunological synapse formation; T cell mediated cytotoxicity. The transcript is spliced from 3 exons. NCBI's taxonomy places the organism in Eukaryota, Metazoa, Chordata, Actinopteri, Sciaenidae. Gene Ontology annotation, cellular component: membrane. Gene Ontology annotation, molecular function: wide pore channel activity. Bases 409 to 2139 code for a protein of 576 amino acids. The record is from RefSeq and is a predicted model, not a curated record.